Messenger RNA from Cladocopium goreaui, 871 nucleotides. NCBI's taxonomy places the organism in Eukaryota, Dinophyceae, Suessiales, Symbiodiniaceae. The record is from the annotation of a GenBank genome assembly.
AUAUAAUAUUAUAUACCUUCACCUACCUAACCCUUAAAAUUCGCAGGGUCUAGCUUCAAACCCGGGGUUUCAAAUGAAAACCCGGGGUUUUGGAUUUUCAGCCUCACCAGCCCACAGCACAGAUGUGUCAUUUUUGAGCUCAAGCGCGUGGAGAUCACGCGUAUUGCUAUAUCUAAUGUAGCAGUUUGGCCCUCCCAUUUGCAUGUGUCACCACCGCUCUUCUCGUUUUUGCAUCCAACGGCUUCGACACCCUGACCAAUGUCAGCGCUGAAACUUCUCAAUGCAUUUCCCGCAGGUGCACUUCAUGGUGCUGGAGUUCUGGCCAACACCAAGGCGUCGUACGCCCCAUCUACCUCCUUGAUUGCCUUUUCCAAGGUGAAGCAAGCUGGGAAGUUGAACUACAUGAUCGGAAAGGAUUUGAAAGAAUGUUUGGACUGCUUGCGUAGCAUCCGAGAAGAUCGACGGCUGACCGCGCGCUGUCAUCUUCAUGCCCUCGACCAGGGCUGUGCAAAGAACUACGAGGGUGCAAGUCCUGCGCCGGCUAUGCAGGCUUGGGGUUGUGAUCCUUCAUAUCGAAUCUCACACUCCGGUGAUGAGAAGGAUCAAGUACGCAAACUCCUGAAGCCAGAUGGACAGGUUCCGCCCCUUCUGGAGCUUUCGAAGGCCUAUCCUAGACGUGCUGCUUUGACAUCAUUUUCUGAAGCAGGACAAUGUCAUGCAGAAUGAGACUGGGUAGCUGAGAUUUUCACUUCCGCCCUUGUACCGGGAGCCCGGACUGAUGCUUCAUCUCGUGGAAAAAGCCAUUGCUUUUGCAGGAGGAAAUGUGCAAAUAAUUGUUGUUUCAUAUAUAGCCCUUUUCCUGACAAGUAUA